CUCAUCAUGAAGUUUUCGGUCAUCUUAGCAGUGCUGGCAACGCUAGGAUCAGCAAACAGCGACGUGCAUCCUCGCUCGCUAACAAAGCGAGGGAUCCCAUAUGCAGGAAAUUCACCGACAUGGGGCAAUCUCUCGUACGUAACGUCGUGGACGUACACAUCGCUCGCCUACACUGCACUUGAAGCCUCCAAUUCGACUUCUGAACUUACCUGGCUGUGCGACAACUUCAACGAGACCUCAUCACGCUAUGUGGAAACGUUUCCGGAUUAUAACGACAUAACGAAAAUAUCUCGGGAAGUCAUAUGUGAUGCAGUUCAUGCGGGACUACCUCCCCCUUCGCCGAUUUGGUUUAACAAUCUUUGGCACAUGAAAACCUUCAUGGGAGGUGUCUUCGCUGUACAGGGGUACGGGGGCACGCCCUUCGAUAAGCAGGGCGACAAUAUCCAGUUUUUUGCGGAUAUGUGCUGGUAUGUGGAAAACAGCCUUUUGACGGGAUUGUGGGCACCGAUUCGCGAAACGGAACAAGGAGCCAUAGACGUUGAAUCGGCUUGGUGCAUUCUUUCUGGAUACUUUGGCGCAGGAGAUUGGUCGCAGUACAAUGCUGGGAAUGUGAGUGCCGAAGUGGCGGCGCAAGCUGAUCUGCUGGUGUCGAAAGUGAUGGCGAGGGUGUUCAAGGUGGUAGCGAAGGAGCAAAAACAGAUUGACUACGUUUGCGACAACUAUGAGAGGUAUCGAGAAGGCAUAGCGAGGAUGAAGCUGGACACUUCUGCGAUUGAAGAGUUGAUCUGCGCGGGACAGAAUCGCGAAGUUGUGCAGGCUGCUCAAGCGAAGACAGAAAUGCUCGACGCUAUGACCGAUCUGUACAUUUUCCAGAUGCUGCAUGCGGGGACUUAUGAGGGAUACCAUGCGUACCUUUGCAACACGCUCAGGGCAGAUACGUACUAUGCGAAGGCGGGAUUGGACGGGAAGAGGGUAGUCGAAUCUGCGUGUUCGGCGGCGAAGACCUAGAAU
Messenger RNA from Periconia digitata, 1011 nucleotides. Lineage: Eukaryota; Fungi; Ascomycota; Dothideomycetes; Pleosporales; Periconiaceae. The record is from the annotation of a GenBank genome assembly.